Acanthochromis polyacanthus (spiny chromis) is the source of this 5498-nucleotide messenger RNA. RefSeq names its product carbonic anhydrase 15 (gene car15). The record is from RefSeq and is a predicted model, not a curated record. Bases 2185 to 3261 code for a protein of 358 amino acids. Gene Ontology annotation, molecular function: carbonate dehydratase activity; zinc ion binding. Lineage: Eukaryota; Metazoa; Chordata; Actinopteri; Pomacentridae. The transcript has 8 exons. Gene Ontology annotation, cellular component: plasma membrane.
GUGGGAUGCAGGGGAAUCCCCCGGCAGUGAGACGGAGCCUGUGGGUGAAUCCAAUCCACGCUAAUCAAAAGAUUCAAAUAAUUUAAAGAAAGCGGAUAUAGUGCACCUCACCGUGACUCAUAAGGGCAGCAGGCGGAGCCGAGAUAGUGAUACCCAGCUGGGAAGCAUUGUUGGCGGAGAAAAGAGGCUUUGUUUGCACGGGCCAAGUAGUGACAGAAUCACACAAUCUAUUCCUGGACGGGGGAGACGUAACACUUAACAUUGAGCUGCUCGAGUCGAAGCGGUGAUUGAAUUUGCGAGGAAGCAGAAGAAUCUAACAUCAUUUAAAGACUUGGAGUUAAAGAGCUUUUACAGAUCGAAGAGAGGAUUUUAACUAUUUGUCAUUUCUCAGUGGACUUAAUGGCUUUGUUUUAUAUUAGAGUGUUCCUUUGGCUGUACAUUAUUUAUGAGGAUGGGAAAAAUAGUAGAACCCAAGAAGAAUCAUCCUUGAAUCUGAGCGGUUCUGGAAACCUCUCAAUCAAACACUGAACAGAGAUGCUGUCCUUUUGGCCAAAAUGUCCGAAAACUCAGUGGAAGCGAGCAGAAAGCUUCUUAGAAACAUGUUUGUGCGAUAGCAGAAACAAAACCCAUCCAUUCUCUAUACACUGAUUUAUCCUCACUAGGGUCGUGGGGGGUGCUGGGGCCUAUCCCAGCUGACUCGGAUGAAGGCAGGGGACACCCUGGACAGGUCGCCAGUCUGUCGCAGGGCUACAUAUACAGACAGACAAUCACACUCACAUUCACACCUACGGGCAAUUUAGAGUUAUCAAUUAACCUCAGGAUAUUUUUGGACUGUGGGAGGAAGCCGGAGUACCCGGAGAAAACCCACACAUGCACAGGGAGAACAUGCAAACUCCAAGCAGAAAGAUCCCAGGCCCACCCCGGGAUUUGAACCAGGAUCUUCUUGCUUCAAGGUGAAAGUGCUAACCACUAUUCCACUGUGCAGCCCCAGAAAGAAAACCCUCAUUGACAAUAAUAAUAAUAAUGAUCUUUAACUCUUGUUUCCUUGUCUGAAAAAAUAAAAAAAGAAACAGCAAAAAAAUUUCAGAAUUUUUUCAAAACUUUCAGGAAGAAAAUUCCAAUAAUUCCUUAAAUUUCCUUUAAAAUUUUUAGUUUUAAAAAAUCCCCCAAAUUUGGCAAGAAAAUUCUUGUAAAUAUUUUCAAAAAAAUUGUAAAAAUCUUCCCAAAAUAUCCUAAAAAUAUCUAAAAUGAUUACAUGUAUGUCAGUAAAAAAUUCAAUUAUUUUCUUUAAGAUUAUUCACAAAAAAAUCAAACAAAAUUAAGUGAAAUUCACUGGAUGUUGGUUGAUUUUUAUGUGAAUGUUCUUAAAGAAACAUUCACUUUUUUUCCACCAAAAAUUUCCCGAAAAUGUGGACAUCAGAAGUUUCACUGUGAAAAUACUUUUAUUUGCCACAUUUUCAAACUUUAAAACGAGUCAAAUUUGACCUGCAGGACAACACGAGAGCUAAAAAAGAAAAGCAGAAUACGCAGGAAGACCAUGAAUAUGCCAAGAAUGUUGUGAUACUGAUGAAUAUGAUUUAGUAAGAGCCAAUUCCUUCAUUUUGAUGCAGUUUAAGUGGUGUUUUAGGCAGUUUUUUCCAUCUAAUAUCCUCUUAUUUUACUAGAAGAAGCUGCCUUUCCUGUUAAGCAUCUGAUUUGAAUGAGACAGUGAUAUGAAACAGUGUAAAGAAAGAGGGAAAAAACACACAAAUGAGAAGUAUCAUCCUUCUGUAAAGUUGAAGAAUUGUCUAGUGUGGUGAUCCGCUACGUUAAAGAAAUCCCCUUUGUGUAAUUCUUGAUCAUCUGAAGAGAAAACCACAAUAAAACAGUGCAACAACAGCAGAUAAAAGAAUGAACUCCAAGUGGGUGAAACUGAAAAGGAGCCUAGAAGUCAUAAUUGUGAUUUUUUUUUUUUGUUUACUAUUUGAACUUCACAGCCUCCUUCUACUAAACCCGAUACAUUCUGUUCACUUCUAAUUCCGCCUGCUAACAUCCUCUGGCUUUCCCAUCAGAUGAAUGGCUCUUGUUACUAGUCAGUGGGCAUCUCUGCUGGCAGCAGCAGCAGCAGGAGGAGGAGGAGGAGGAGGAGGAGGUGAAGCUGGCAUCAAUGAGACUGUUGAUCAGAAAAGACCACCAGACUGGUAAAUGACACGGUUCACCCAUCAGGACAAGGAGCAAAUAAAACUCGGCUUUCACCUCCCUUCCUUAUUUAAGCGAGGACGUCGGCGCUGGUUCUCCUCAGUCUACCUCAGAUACCGACACCUGCGGGAUCCUGCCAUGAUUCUGACCGCAGCUCUCCUCACCUUUGCUGUUUCCUACGCUGAUGCAGAGGACUACUGUUACAAUGAGGCGCAUUGCGAUCCUUACGCUUGGGGAGACACGUUCCCCUCAUGCCACCCUUUACUUGAAUCUCAUCACUCUCCCAUCGAUCUGGACCAUCACAUGACCAGAAACGACUCCCUGGAGUCUCUACAUCUGGAGGGCUUCGAUGCAAUCCAAACAGGCCACUGGACGCUCAAAAACGACGGGCACUCCGUCAUACUGCAGGUUGGCAGCGGCAUGGCGGUGAGCGGCGGAGGUCUUCCAGAUGUUUACCACACCAUCCAGCUGCACUUCCACUGGGGAGGCCCGGCCACCAACGGCUCGGAGCACACGGUGGACAGACGCAGAUACCCAAUGGAGAUGCACAUCGUCAACAUGAAGUCCAUCCAUCCAAACAUGUCCGCAGCAUUAGAAGAUCCAACGGGGCUCGCUGUUCUUGGAUUCUUCAUUGACGUUGUUUAUGCAGACAAUGUGCACUUUGGACACAUCUCACAGAAGCUCUCCUCUGUUGCUUAUAAAGGCCAGACAGCUAAAGUCAAGCCAUUUCCGCUGAUGAGCCUCCUGCCGAAGCACAACAUGAGUCAGUAUUACCGAUACUACGGCAGCCUCACCACCCCUCCAUGUGCUCAAGUGGUGGUUUGGACUCUUUAUGAAGUCCCCAUCUACAUCUCAUGGUCCCAACUGGCUCAGUUUACCUCACAGAUCUUCUCCACUGAGGAGGACGCAGAGCAGGUGACGCCUCUGCAGAACAACUUCAGACACGUCCAUCCCACCUUCAGUCGCGUCGUCUCGGCCUCCAAAGACGCCAAACUCCUCAAAGCGACGGCCGGUCGGCCCCUCAGGUCAGCCGCGUCGGUGCUUCAAAUCGUUUUGCUGGGAAGCUUUAUUUCUGGGCUUUAGCGCUCGCCGUGUGAAGUCCAAAUCAUUCAAUAGUAGAACACCAAAAGAAACCGAAAAAAGAGUUCAUUUUAGCCCCAAAACAGCAUUUAAGUUCUGUCAGUUUCUUAUUUGAACAUCAGAGUUUUCUCACAUAUGCUCCAGCAGAGAAUAAAUAUGAAGAAACAAGCUGUGAAGAAGAGUACUGUAACUGUUCUGUAUGUUUCAUGUAUGUGCUUUAACGCCCUUAGUUCAUGACUAACAGCAGCUGUAGACCUUUAGAGCUAGUAGCUGGUUCUUGAAAACUACAUUUCUAACAGAUUUUUAAAAUACAAUUUUGCUAGAUUUGGUCAGGGAUUGUCCGUAACGUCACAAAUAUUGAAUUUUAACAGCGAAAAACAGAAGAUAAACGUAGUGAAAACCAGGAUACCACGGGCAGCAGGUAUCCUGGUAAAAGGAAUAUUAUUAGUUUUACAGAGCAUUUAGUGACUAUAUAAAGUAUUAGACAAACAUUUUGACCUGAUGAUGGAGCUACAAGAAUCACAAGGGAUCAGAGUGACUGAAAUGAAAUACAAAAAUGUCAAUCUCACAGCGGCAUUCAUCACCUGAGGACCAUGGAUUUUAUGUAAUUGCUUAGAAAUCUCUGCUGAUAUUGCUAUCCGUUGAGUAAUUCUGCUAGCAUGGCUAAGAAAUAAAAGGUUUAAUCACAAAGACACGUUUUAGUGGCUUUAGUAGAGUUAGUGAGCAGUAAUCUGAAUGAUCUAAACCAGCACAGGAGCUUGUUGUUCUGACAUUGAUGAUAAAUAGAAUUCAUACUAACUGCUGAAAUCCAAUCAGACUCACCUGUUCCAAAGUUCUAUUGUUUUACAUUUAAAGGUUAAUUCCGUUCACCUGCUUUUGCCUCCACGUCAAGCUCAAAUGACUGCAGUGAUUAAGGGUCACUGAAGAACACAAACUCAUUAGCUAAAUGCCUCCUCGCCUGCAUCCAACAUGCAAACUUUCUCAUGCGCGUGUCGGCGCGUCUCCCUGCAUUAAAUUUGUAUGUUUACGAGGAUCCACCAGCAACAACCAGCAGCAUGUAAAGAAGGGCUUCAAGUAUGCAAAUUGGCAAGACUAAAAAAAACAAACAAGAAAAGCAGUCAGAGAGCGCAGUGCUCAGCCAAGACUGUUCCCUGACCCCGCGAUGAGCACAGGCGUGUGUUCUGCAUGUGAACGUUAUGUACAGGUACCGAAUCACGUGAUCUAAGUAUGUAGCAGGCGGAGGGAACUGAUGGGACUCAGAAACACCACCACAAUUUUAUUAAGUGUUUCUUGUAUCAUUUGAUUUGUCGAUGGAUUUGUAGUAGGAUCGCAGUCAUGUGACCGUCAGCAUCAUAGUUACAGUGACGCCGUCCCGCUAACUCAAAGGGAAAUCUUUAACCCUCGUGUCGUCCUGUGGGUCAAAUUGACCCGUUUUAAAGUUUGAAAAUGUGGGAAAAAAUAUAUUUUCUCAGUGAAAUUUUUGAUGUCCACAUUUAACAACAUUUUUGGGAAUUUCUUGAACAUUUUCUGGUGGCAAAAAAGAUAUGCCAAAAAAUUAUUUCUUUAAAGAAUAUUCACAAAAAAUCAACCAAAAUCCAGCGAAAUUCGCUGGAUUUUGGUUGAUUUUUUUGUGAAUGUUCUUAAAGAAAAUAUUAGAAGUUUUAUUGAUAUAUAUGUAAUCACUUUAGAUAUUUUUAGGAUUUUUUUGGAAGAUUUGUGCUAAUUUUUAAAAAAUAUUUACAAGAAUUUUCUUGCCAAAUUUGGGGGAUUUUAAAAAAAACUGUUAAGAGAAACUUUUAAGCAAUUAUUGGAGUUUUCUUCCUGAAGGUUUUGCAAUUUUUCAAAAAAUUUGUUGAAUUUUUUGCUAAAUUUGGGGAUUUUUUUCAGUAUUUUAAUAUUUUUUGCUGCCCGUAAAUUAAAUAAAUAAAUAAACAAAUCCAUGGAUCCAGACUUUAAGCCGCAUCACUGCUACAAUCUAAUCAGUUAGUCCUUGUGUCACUUCUGACCUCCCCUGAAAAUUUCAUCCAAAUUAAAGCAGUCUGUUUUCGAGUAAUGCUGCACACAGACAGGCAGAAGGAUUCACGUACACCGAGUGUAAACCACCUGUAGACAAAGCAAACAUGUCGUCACCUGUGGGCUUUGAGAUUUUCAUGUAAACGUGUAAAACGUCACACUUUUCUUUUAACUGAAUCGCUUCUAAUGUUUCGUGUAUUCUAACAAUAAAAAACAUGAUUCUGUCA